This is a messenger RNA of Symbiodinium sp. CCMP2592, 381 nucleotides long. NCBI's taxonomy places the organism in Eukaryota, Dinophyceae, Suessiales, Symbiodiniaceae. The record is from the annotation of a GenBank genome assembly.
AUGGCAUCGUCUCCAGUCGAACGACAGGAGCUGGAUGGAGUCGCACUUCGUGAGCUGGAGAAGCUCGUGGUGGCAUCGGCUCGAGUCGAACGAACGGAGCUGGAAAUGCUCAUGAAGAAGCGAUAUCCCAAGGUGCCGAGGCAGUUGGUGUGCCAGCUGUGCACGAUAUGGUUCGCGGAGUACAACAACAGCUUGAUCAACGAAGUCGCUGACGAGCCGAUCGGGGAGUUCUUGGAGCGCUACUUGUACAGGACUCAAGCCGCCUUGAAAUCAUACCCAGAGCAGUCGCAGGCAUACCGAUCCAAAGACCUGGAGCAGCAGUUCCUGGUCAAGGUUCUCGAGGGGGUCUUCAAGAUUGAGCUCGAGGCGGAUGAGCCCUAG